Messenger RNA from Plasmodium yoelii, 1203 nucleotides. Its product is annotated as conserved Plasmodium protein, unknown function. The record is from RefSeq and is a predicted model, not a curated record. The transcript has a single exon. Bases 1 to 1203 code for a protein of 400 amino acids. Lineage: Eukaryota; Apicomplexa; Aconoidasida; Haemosporida; Plasmodiidae.
AUGUGUGAAGUGUUGUACAAAAAGAUAAAAGAAACAGAAUGUGAAUCUAAUUUACAUGUAUCAAACAAUAAGAUACUGUUUGAUUGGAUAUAUAAAGUAAUAAAAGAUGGAAUACCCGUACCUAGUUCAUAUUAUUCAAAUGAAAAAAUUGUAGAUAAAGAAACAAAUAGAUAUGUAUUAACAGAAUAUAUAUAUGAUGCUGAUAAUAUAAUAUAUAAAGUUGAAGCGCAUACAAAAAUAAAAUUAGAAAAAAUUGUAAAUGCGAGAGUAAAAUGUUUAGAAGAAGAAUAUUUAAUUAAUAAUGAAGUAGAAAAAUUAUAUUUAGAUGAUAAAUAUAAUGAAUUAGAUUCCAUACAAAUAUAUAUAUCAUACAAUAAUUUUUCAAAUGUAUGGAAUGAAGAUACUAUGCAAUAUUUUAUUAAAUGUUAUAAUGACAAUACUUUUAAAACACAUAUUCAUAUUUUGGAAAAAGAAGAAUUUGGUUAUGAUCUUCAAAUAGAAUUAUAUGAGAUACCAAAAAAUCCAAUUCAGUCUUUUUUAACUUCUAAUCAUUUAUCAAGAAUUCGAGAAGCUUUAUUGUCUGGUCCUUUUAUGCAUUUUUUUUUAACAAAAAUAAAUUUAUCAGAAAAUAUUUUACAAAAAUUUAUUAUUAGAAAAAAUGAAGUUAUAUAUAUAACUAAAAUUGAUAGUUGUAUACUUAUUAUUAUUUCUAUACAUUAUCAAGAUAUAUAUGAUAAAUAUAUUGUUUUAGGUUUGUGCAAAAAUAUUCAUCUUGUUACUAAAACAAUGGAUCUAUCUGGCAACUUAGAUUGCACAUUUUAUUCAAAUUUCCCAUCUCACUUAAUAAGCCCUGAUUUAUUUAUUUAUGAUGCCAAUGAGGAUAGAGAUAAUUACGACGCUGCUGUAGUUGAACGUGGCAAAAAAGAGGGAAAUGGCGAAAAUGGCGAAAAUGACGAAAAUGGAAAAAAUGGCGAAAGUGACGAAAAUGGAAAAAAUGGCGAAAAUGAAGAGGAUGAUAGGCCGAAAUUCCCGAAUGUCGGAUUUAUGUCAAUAAAAGUGGAUGUCAAAUUAUUUAAUAAUUGUAAAGAAUUUUCAGAAUUAAUUAAAAUAGCUAGUAGAAUAUCUCAUAUUAUUGUCUCUUUCAGAGAAUUUCUGAACAACUCUUUGGUCCUAUAUCGAAUUAAGCAAAGGCGAAGUGGUUAA